UAUGCUAGCCUACCAAGCAGUUUACGACUAGCUUCAACCGAGCGCUGACGUUAGCCAGCCGGCGUCUUCAAUAGAACCGUGUCACUCUUAACAAACACGUUCAGGUGUCCUCUUCCUUCAAGCUGUCCUCGGUGGGCCUCCAGCGGCAGGAAAGAUGACUUCUGUUCUGCCUGAUCCAACACUUGAGCGAAACUUCAAGGGCCACAAGGACACUGUGACUGGCGUGGACUUCAGCAGCAACAUGAAGCAGAUUGCCACAAGCUCCACAGACUGCUGUGUGAUGAUCUGGAACAUGAAACUUCAGAGGCGUGCGUAUCGUUUUAACGGCCAUAAAGAUGCCGUCACAUCGGUCCAGUUUUCUCCCUCGGGUCACCUAGUAGCUUCCUGCUCCAGAGACAAGACUGUACGCCUUUGGGUGCCCAACAUGAAGGCUGAGUCAAGCGUAUUCAAGGCUCACACUGCCACCGUGCGAAGCGUCAACUUUUCCAGUGAUGGUCAGUCUCUGGUGACGGCGUCCGACGACAAGUCCAUCAAAGUGUGGGCGGUCCACAGGCAAAAGUUCCUCUUCUCCCUCAACCAGCACAUCAACUGGGUCCGCUGUGCCAGGUUUUCUCCAGACAAUCGCCUGAUCAUCUCCUCAAGUGACGAUAAAACGAUUAGGGUGUGGGACAAGAACAGCAGGGAAUGCAUUCAUUCAUUUUACGAACAUGCAGGAUAUGCAAGUCAUGUGGAUUUCCAUCCCAGUGGAACAUGCGUAGCUGCAGCUAGCACUGACAACUCAGUCAAGUUGUGGGACAUUAGAUCCCUGAAGAUGCUCCAACAUUACCAAGUCCACAGUGGUGUGGUGAACAGCUUGUCUUUCCAUCCAUCUGGUAAUUUCCUCCUUACUGCGUCCAACGAUUCCACAACAAAGAUCCUGGACCUCGUUGAGGGAAAACUGUUGUUCACACUGCACGGACAUCAGGGUGCUGUAAAUUGUGUGGCCUUUUCCAGAAAUGGAGAGUACUUUGCCACUGGAGGUUCUGAUGAACAGGUGAUGGUGUGGAAGAGCAACUUUGAUGAGAGCAGCGACACUGUCAGGGUGCAGCGCUCCACCUCUUAUUACUACCACCAGGUGCCACCCUCCAGCUCAGCAGCUCCACGGCCUAAAUCGCAGCCAUCUGCACACCAAGGCCAGGCACCUGAACCAGCCAAAACAGUUCGUUACAGUCACAGUGGAGCCAUGCCUCCCGACGCCCACAGGAGCUCAAGCACCAGUUCCACUUCCACCCAUGCAAACGUCCAGACCCCGGCUCAGCCGCCGCUACAAGUACCUCGCCACGCCUCCACCUCUGAAGCAAGCACGCCCUCGGAUCUCACCACCACACUAGAGCACAUUAUGGGUCAACUGGAUAUACUGACUCAGACGCUGUCCAUCUUGGAGCAGCGGGUGACGCUGACGGAAGACAAGGUGAAGGAGUGUUUAGAGAACCAGGUGGCUCACAUGAAAGCGUUUACAGGCGAGGCGGGCUUGACGCCGGCCCCGCACUAAGCCCAUAAAGACUUUGUCCUCACAGAGAUGACUGUUGGUGAAGUGGUUUCUCAGCGGUGACUGAGAGAGCGUUUCUUUCCUGCUGAUGUGUGUCUACAGUUGACGAGAUUUCGUACUUGCCUACGCGCCGCACGUCUGUUUUUAGCUGUGUCUCUUUGCAGGCAAGAAAUACAACAGUAAAGCUCCCAAUAAGAAAAUUGGAUUAUCCAACCAUAUUAAAAGCCUCAAGCUACUGCCUCAUUCAUUGCACAUGGUUUCUUGUGUUUUAAAUGUACGCCCCAAUUUAAACAUUUCAUGUUCACAUAUGAAUGGGAAUGCACCAUAAGAGUACAGCGCUUUCAGAACAGACUAAUUCAUGCAUUUAAAAAGGGCAAAGACAUUUUCAGCUAGCAGAAGGAGACUCUCAGGGGUUUUGCAUUAAUUUAAAUCACCACUUAUCCUUUAACUUAAUUUAAGUGGUUAUUUUUGUAUGUUGUUUUCUUAUUGUUACUCAAGCUGGAAAUUAAACUGUUCUUAAAUUAAAUGCGCCUUGGUAACUUUUGCAAGCCUGUGUUUGUUGUCAUUGUUAUUGCCAGAGCGAUGAGGUCACCACUCGCUUCCUGCUACCAUUGGUCCCCAGAGCCGGAGUGGUUCUCCGACACAUCGUGACUUUGACUGUGUCUGUUGUCCUCUUAGCAGAGAUGUGAACAGCGUGAGUCGUGAGUUUGGUCAUCCCAGAGCUCGCAGUGAGUCACUU
This is a messenger RNA of Dunckerocampus dactyliophorus (ringed pipefish), 2267 nucleotides long. RefSeq names its product POC1 centriolar protein A (gene poc1a). NCBI's taxonomy places the organism in Eukaryota, Metazoa, Chordata, Actinopteri, Syngnathiformes, Syngnathidae. Gene Ontology annotation, cellular component: ciliary basal body; centriole. Bases 155 to 1531 code for a protein of 458 amino acids. Gene Ontology annotation, biological process: cilium assembly. The record is from RefSeq and is a predicted model, not a curated record. Gene Ontology annotation, molecular function: protein binding. The transcript is spliced from 11 exons.